Molecule: messenger RNA, 2718 nt
Organism: Polyodon spathula (Mississippi paddlefish)
Lineage: Eukaryota; Metazoa; Chordata; Actinopteri; Acipenseriformes; Polyodontidae
Exons: 5
Coding region: 114-1403 (429 amino acids)
Source: RefSeq, a predicted model, not a curated record
AGGUGCACUGUGUCAGUGUGUAAGAGCCAGGUCUCCUAGCGGUGUCUUCAAUUCCCUUCCUUUUACUGCCCACAGAAAGACAGUCCCCAGGCAGCUCCGUCGUUCUCACCAAGAUGAACCUGUACCGGAGCUUUGGAGCCCUCUCGGAUUCCUGGGAGCCGGAGUUUUCCUUUCCGGAUCGCAGAGAACAGGGAAGCCCUGAUUUCAGGAGGCGGGUGAUCCGAUUGAAAGGCAGCGUCUCUGGCAGCAAGCCGGUGGGGAUCCUCAAAUCCGAGUCUGAAGAUUCGGGAAUGGAGCUGGCGAGCAGUGAUAAUUCCCCUUCCACACCUUUGGGGUCUGUGCACAGCUUGUCCACGGGCGGCUCAGAGAGCUCCCUGGAUCCCAGCGUGUCUGACCUGAGACUGGGGAAUGAGAGAGAGGAUUCUUCCCCUUCUUCCCCUGUGCUGUCCCGGCAAUCCGACAGUGGACUCCUGGAGACUGGGAAGACCCUGCCAAGGAGCUGGUCCACCAGCAAGAUGCUGGAGCAGUUGCUUCUCAGGACAGAGUCGAGGUGGGAAGCCUCUCCAGCACCCUCAUCAAGAGGGACCUCGGAGCUGGAGGCAGAAGCCGGUGAUACAGACAGCAUUCAGACAGCUGCCUUCGACGAGCAAGAGAAAAGAGCGUCUAGAAGAUCAGGGAAGAGGCUCAUCCUAAUGAGGUCCCAGAGCUGCGAGACGCUGGACGACCGCUUUGACGCGUGUUGGGGAGGAGGAGAUGUGGUGGAUGGAGCGAGGGGGGGCACGGUCCCACUUGGCUCCAGCCAGGGUUUGGGCUACCUGGAGCAGGUGUGCAGGAUGCUGGAGCAGGUAGCCCGGCUGCAAAAGACCAACCAGCUUCUCCAGAGACAGAAGGAGGCUGCUGAGAACCAGCUCCAGGGUAAAGCCUCUGAAGAGGAGCUGUUUUAUGGGCAUUGUUUGUGUGGGGCGGCCAAGGAGUUCUUGAAACCCAAUCGGGAGGAGACCCGACGGAGUCACAUGGAUCUGGCCGGCCAAUGCCAGAAUCAGGACUCCUAUCUCCCCGCCCACUACAGGAGGAGGUCACGCUCGGUUACGCAGGUGUCUCUGAACUUCAAGUCCCUCGGGGAAUCUGAUUUACCUUCACCCCAUUUCAUCAGCACUGGAAACCUGCUGGAGACCUUACCGGAGAUCCAGAGACCCCUCCCCCCGGUCAAGGCAGAGCGCUCACACUGGGGGAAGAUAAAGCACCUUGUAAAAUUUCUGCACAUAAGACCGGAGAAGUCCGAGACCAGGGGCUCCUCCACGCACCUGCACAGUCAAGAAGCACGAAGUACCGAAGCUGCCAGUCCUAAGCAGAGGUUUGUCCCAUUGUUUAAGAAGAGGGGGAAGAACCAGAGUGUGUGUUAGCAGGAGGAUGCACCCGCCCUUCGAGACUCGGACUUUGCAGGCUGCCGAGCCCGUCCUGGCUUGUGUUGGAGAGGGAGCUUGCACUGUAAUGAGCAGCAGGAUUGGCGACUGGUUAGAGCUGGAAUCGCACGUGGCUUUGAGACAUCGUGCUGCGCAAAUGAAAUGACCCAAAGAAGCUACUGUGUGUGUGGUUUUUUUUUGUUCCGUUUUCUUCUCCUAAGACUUGGAGGAGGAACCAGUGUAAUUUCCUGCCACCAACUAUAAGGAAGGAUUUCUGUGAAACAGUUCACUAUAAAAAGGGCUCUGAGGAAACUGUUUCUAUAUUGUAAGUGUCUUGCCUCAUACUGCCUCGGUUUUGUUAAGUUGCUUUUUUUAAUUUAUUUUUUUAAAGUUUUAUUUUUUUUUUUUAAACCAGCGUGACCUUAUGAAGAAAGGUCCUGCAUUGCUAUAAAUUUAUAAUGAAACAAACAGGUAAACUGAAAUACCUCAAUUAGCAAAGGGCUACAUGCAAACUCAUAUUAAAAUAUAUAUUUUAGUAUUCAGCAACAAAUAUAUCUGUUUAGCCCUGCUGAAUAUAUAGGCUGCUCCAUAGUCUAGAGGGACGAUACCUUUUCUUCAUGAAAACUGUUCUAGAUUGCAGCAAAAAAACAGCCAGUUAAAUAUUAUACUCCUGACUUUGUGAAGAAAGAUCAAGGAGAACACGCGUUCUUCAUGUAUAUCCAUUAUAUACAGGAUACAGCUUGCUCACGAUGCUGCGCUCCAGGAGUCCACAAUCGCUAUUUAUUUCACCCUGUUGACUCUGCUCGAGAUGCUACUGAAUUAUAUUUAUACACACUUUGUAUUGAAAUGUUUUACUGCAGCUUUGUAUAUCGUUUUAAGAUGUACAUGUAUUCUUCCUUAAGUAUCUGGCUGUUUUAUAAAACCUAUCAUGUGAUGUAUUUAUGUAACAUAAUGUAUCCCUGCCCAUAUACUAUAAUGGGUGGAAGCAGCCUUGCAUGGCAAUAAAUAUAAAUUUUGUUCUAAAUGUGAAUAUCUUUAUUUGUCUAAAAUUGCUCAAGUUAGUAUAAAAGUGCAUAAACUGUCUUCGUGAAUAUUUUAUAUAAUAAUAUUCAAGUUGUAUUUGGGUUUCCUCCCCUGAGCUCUCUUCUACAGACUUCACAAAUGUACACGUGAGCCACAAUCUAUUUAUAAGGCAAUCUAUGAGAGACGGUCUUUCCUCAGGUAGAUUACAGAACUCGUAUUCCAUUUAAAGAGGAUCAGACGGGUUUAGUAGACUCUAAAGAUAUCUUAAAGACCAGGAUGGAAGCUCAUUCUC